AUGGGGCCAAAGGCCGGCCAGGACCACCAGGCCCACUUGGUCACCCCGGGAACCAAGGAUUUCCAGGUCCAAGUGGGCCGCCAGGACGGCCAGGAUUUGCAGGUUCGGUAUCCUUUUAUCAUCUGCAACUACAAGCCACAUGGCCCCACAGGCCCUAAGGGUCAGCAUGGACACAGCCCUCCAGGCCUGCCUGGGUUCCCUGGACGCAAGGGAGACAAGGGAUCACCGGGACGGACAGGGCCGGUGGGCUACCAGGGGUCUCCGGGUCAGAAGGGUUCUCGUGGCCCGUGGGGCUCCAGCACGGCAGGCCUGGCUGACAGUUUCCUGCUGGCCCGACACAGCCAGACGAUCAGAGUGCCUGACUGCCCCAGAGGUACCACCCUCAUCUACUCUGGAUACUCUCUGCUCUUCAUCAAUGGCAAUGAGAGAGCCCACGGACAAGACCUAGGCUCCAUGGGCAGCUGCCUACCUCGUUUCUCCACCAUGCCCUUCCUGUUCUGUGACACGGACAACACCUGUCGCUACGCCGCCCGCAACGACUACUCCUAUUGGCUGUCGACGGAGAAGUCCAUGCCGCGCAGCAUGGACCUAAUCAGAGGAGAUGAGAUCGGGAGCUACAUCAGCAGGUGUUCAGUGUGUGAGGGCAGCUCCAAUGCCAUCGCCAUCCACAGCCAGACCACCCAGACCCCAGACUGUCCUCGUGACUGGGAAUCCCUCUGGACUGGAUACUCCUUUGUCAUGCAAACGGGUGCGGGUGCUGAGGGUUCGGGGCAGGCGCUAGUCUCCCCAGGCUCGUGCCUGGAACACUUCCGCCAGGUUCCCUUCAUCGAGUGCCACGGCCGGGGAACCUGCAACUACUUCCCAGACUCCUACAGCUACUGGCUGGCCUCGCUCGACCCGGAUCGCAUGUUCAGUAAGCCUGUGCCCCAGACUGUGAAGGGGCGUCUUCUAGAGAACGUCAUCAGUCGCUGCCGCGUCUGCAGGAAACCCUAUUGAACAUUGCCCGGGGCCGGAACAAGAGUUGGGUAAAUUACCACCGGGAGGAGGGGCUAAGGAGAUUGACUGACAGGUAGUGUAGAUCACUGGUCGGUAGCACUUCAUUUUAUGGUACUGUUUCCACUAUUAUUUAAUAGGAGUUUAUUUGCUAACAACAGGUACUUUCUGGUAUUUUCUUCAAGAACUCACCACCCUUUGUAACUACCUGGUAUUGAAUGGUCCUUAGUAGUGCUUGUUUUAAUGAAUCCCAAAUAAGUCAUUCACAUGUCAUUCAUGUGAAAUCGCCAUAACAAUACCUUGUUCUUUUCUGUACUGUAAAAUAAAGUGCUACCCUCACUCCGGGUCUUGAAGGGUAUGGAUGUGGAGCGGUUUGAAUUGUUUUUGUGCGUGAUCACCUUGUCCUCGGCCGUCAGCCAUGUUUCUAAGGGACUGUGUGGUUGGAGUAUGUCCGAAAGAACACCCCAUUAUAAAGACAUUACAAUAUGACUAUUAUCCCAUCAUUGUUCAAAUCCCAUCAAAGUAAGGGUUCAUUUUGCACUGACUGAGGCUGUAUGCAGGGUA
This is a messenger RNA of Salvelinus namaycush (lake trout), 1557 nucleotides long. RefSeq names its product collagen alpha-3(IV) chain-like. The record is from RefSeq and is a predicted model, not a curated record. Gene Ontology annotation, cellular component: collagen trimer. NCBI's taxonomy places the organism in Eukaryota, Metazoa, Chordata, Actinopteri, Salmoniformes, Salmonidae. Bases 1 to 996 code for a protein of 331 amino acids. Gene Ontology annotation, molecular function: extracellular matrix structural constituent. The transcript has 8 exons.